AUAAUUAUCAACAGCAUCUCUUGUCCCUUUACGGUGUUGCUGAACGUAUUGGUCAUAAUGGCGGUAAAGAAGCGUCCAAGCCUACAGAGCAACACAAACAUCCUGCUUUCUUGUUUAGCGGUAACUGAUCUGUUGACUGGUUUAAUAGUGCAACCAUCGUUCGUCGCUUGGAAAAGCUUUUACGUUCUAAAAAACGUCAACGUUACUGCAUUCGUGGAGGUUCAGAACUACUUUUUACGCUUUCUUACAAUUAGUUCAUCUCUUCAUUUGAUGUUAGCAACUUGCGAGAGGUUGCUAGCCGUUAAAUAUACAAACUAUUAUUCAUACAUAGUCAGAAAGCGAAACAUUAAGGUAUCGGUUCUUGCAGUUUGGUCCUUUUCAUUUAUAAUUGGAGUAUUAAGUUUCGUAAAAUCCGACAUUUCAAAAUAUUCAAUGAAAACUUUGCAUUUCUUUGCGCUGUCUUUCAGUAUUAUGUUUAUUGUUGUAACUUACAUUAUUUUGUAUCGCGAAACUCUUCGCCAUCGAAAAAGGAUCAGAACUCAACAGCUUCCACAAACUGAAAUUGAAAGAUUCGUAAAAGAAAACAAAGCGCUGAAGACAACUGUACUUGUGGUUGGUGCCGUCCUGUUAUGUUUCUUACCCAUGACUGUAUAUCAGCUCUUAACAACAGUAUUAUCCAAGCAAAAUCAACUCCUCCUUUUUGCUUCUGGAGAAAUGAGGGAAAUUCUUAAUAUCGUGAUUCGAACGCCUGGCAUGUUAAACUCUCUUGUGAAUCCACUGAUUUACUGUAUGCGCCAGAAAGAAAUGAGAAAGUUUGUAUUUAGUUUGCGGUUUUCCCACGCCAUUAACCCUGUAAACUAAGACAACAAGUAGUUUGUCUGUGUGUAAAUUGAUACGAACUGUGAAAAAUAAAUGUUAAGGUUUGCAUAACAGAGCAGAGAUUUUGGCAUAUUAAACCACAUGGUUCAAAAAUUAUACUGAACCAUUCUGGUUACCGCCAUAAUGAAAACUAUCUCCAUCAGAGCAUUUUGUCAAUGACAUAUUCCAUUUUCGCUAAAUCUAACGUAUCCUUGGCUCGGAGACCCAGGGGAAGAUACGGUGGAUCUUCCUUAAAGACAGAAAUACUGACCCUAGAAAUCAGUAACCUACUAAAGAGACCUAGAACUUCGCAAAGUGGUGUAGUGGAGGAUUUGAUGAUGUAUAUACCAGGAACCAGGUUAUUUCAGAUUUCGGCUUCUGUGUAUACGUAGAAUGGAAGAAUUCUUCUACUGUAAUCCACCUUCAUGCAUAGUGGUUUUUUUUUGCUGUAAACAUGCGACUUUUUUCGCUUGCUGUGAGAGUUUUUUCCCUCAAAAGGUAAAGAGAUGCAGAAGGCUCCUAAAGUUAAGUAGGGAUUUGAAACUUACAGUUUAUUAGUUUAAAUUUAAUUGUUUUUAUUAUAAGUAUUAAAACGGAGGCAUCGCUUUUAGCCCUGGCUAAAUCUAUAUUAAACAUUACACAGCUAUAGACACUUCGUCCUUACAGAGUCAUGAACCUGGUCUGUCCGGACAGGUCUUCCCAGUUCCUAGUCUUGACGAUCAUUCAUUUUGCUUAGCACUAUUUCAAAUGCCUUUAAUGGCAAUUAUCCCAACUGCUCAAUUUAUCUUUUGUCAAACGCCCGGGGAAUUCUCGUGGAAUCGAAAUUUUACGGACCCCAAGCAAGUUUAGACUGAAAAACAGAGAGUAAAUUUUACAUGCAUCCUCCAUGAAACGUUGUCAUAUUAGCGCAGUCAUGCCGUGACAGAAAAGAAAAUAUACCCAGAAAGUGCGAUAGACGCACUCAGAGUCUUCGUUUUUCUUUUUAAUUUGUUUAAACGUUAUUAAAACUGUAUCGGUUUGAUUAUUUUGGCUAUUUACAUCUGACUGGAUUUGUUAAAACGUGGCUAAAGAAAUUUCAAGUUCAUUUUAACUAUUUGACAUCUAAGUGGAAUGGGAAGUAGUUAAAAGUCACAAGCUGAAGCUAAACAAUGACAGCAUUAUUGCUGGCAAUAGACGGUAAAGUUCUCUCGCAGAAGUAACACGGCAGGUACAAAACACAGGUCACAGGUCACAGGUCAGGUCACAGGGCACAGGGCACAGGUCACAGGUCACAGGGCACAGGGCACAGGGCACAGGGCACAGGUUACAGGGCACAGGUUACAGGGCACAGGGCACAGGGCACAGGGCACAGGUCAUAGGGCACAGAAAACGCAGUAAAAACAGUUAAGACACUCCAUUAGGCUUUUUUGUUUUAUUUCCGGUUACGCCACAAUCAGGCAUAUGCUUGCCAUCGACCAUGCUUUCCGGUUUUGUACUGAGAGUAUAAAAAACUUUCAAAUUAUGCAAACGGUCUUGGUCUAAAAGGUGUCACUAUAUCGUAACUACGGCUAGAAUCAUACCAUGUUUCCAUUCCUCAACUUAAUGACAAUGUACGCAGCAACAAACCGAAAUCGGCAAUUCACGAUUGCAGCACAGUCGAUAGUUAGCGAAGUAGACGUGUGUUGAUAAUUCACUAAGUUAUUUUCAGUUCUUCAGUGGAACUGAGGCCAAAAUAACUUGUCAGCAAGUGCUGUUUUCUUACCUCGAAACUCUGGUCUUCCGCCAUGUUGCUUUCUGCACAGACGAGGCUAUUUUCCGUUCCAUUCUCCUCUCAGAGCCUCGUUCCAAGUCCGCUCGCGUGGAGCGAAGAAAAAGCCUCGUUUCGAGAUCUCCAGAGAAGGAACUCCUCAAGUUCCAAUACAAUGUGUAACUUUAGCCAUUUACUUGUUCAACCCUCAGUACAAAACCGGAAAGCAUGGUCGAUGGCAAGCAUAUGCCUGAUUGUGGCGUAACCGGAAAUAAAACAAAAAAGCCUAAUGGAGUGUCUUAACUGUUUUUACUGCGUUUUCUGUGCCCUAUGACCUGUGCCCUGUGCCCUGUAACCUGUGCCCUGUGCCCAGUGCCCUGUGCCCUGUGACCUGUGCCCUGUGCCCUGUGACCUGACCUGUGACCUGUGACCUGUGUUUUGUACCUGCCGGAAGUAACAGGAUUUUGCGAUGAAAUAAACAACCCUUGCAACGCCCAGAAAUUGUAAUCUUUUAGUCAGUCAAACCGUGAGGCCCACAGCUCAGUGUCGGCCGAAAACAGAUUAAGAAUCCACAAUCUUUAAGCACAUAAUAGGCUUUCUAAGAGAAAUCACCUAAACUAAACACUCACGAAGCGUUUUUAUGCUUGGCACAAAAGAUUCUGGUAACACGAGCUCAACCGCACAUACCUGAGAUUUGUCUGCCUUGUCUGUCAACACUUUCGGUAAAUCACACAAUAAAUGACUUUCGCGGCAAUCCCAACACUUUCGAAAACCACUCAUAAUACUUCCACACUCAACAGGGCAAAACAUCGUCAAAUUACUCCGUAAAACUCUCGCUUUCUCCACGUAAAUCGUCACAUGGAACUUUUCGCGACUCAUAGACAGUCGAUUUAUUCAAAAUCCCGCAUGUAAACCAGCGGUUGAAAAGGAGACAUACAGCCCCCGCCUUCAAACAAUUUUUUACUAAGUGUUUGGCCUGGUCAGAAAUCAGCAUGAAUUUCCAUCUUGCCGAAUAGAUUUCAACCCUAGAACUUAGAGAUAUAAAAAAGUCAAUAGGCUAUUUGCCCGAUAACGAUUUUGACAAAAAAUUUCCGCAAGCGCUUGUCGGAAGAAAAAAAAAUGCAUGCAGCACAAAUGUAAUAGAGAGCUUAUGGGAAAAAAAGGGAAAAAAAUAUCCUGCCCACCAUAUUGCUAGAAAAAAAAAUUCUUGAUGACCAGAAAUCACCCACCCCCACCCUCAAGAGUUAAAUGGUCGGCCCCUAAUAUGCACAAGAAAGCAAAACCCUGAAGGAUUCUGGUAGUAGUAGUAAAAUGAUGUCAUCGGCCAAACGGCCUAUCAAACAGAAUACAAUCUAAUCGUUCGUACUUGCGCUAUAGCAUCCAUAAAACAUAAAUACCAUUGUUAUUCAUUUAGAAUAUUUCUCCGCUUCUGAUUGGCUCAAAUGUCUUCAUAACCAGCUAGCAUUGUUCAAAUUUGGACGACGAUGCGAUAUUCGAUGAAAAUGACAUCAAACGGAGCAGGAUUACUUAACUGCAGAAAAAGGCAUAGCAACGGAGAAGCACUGGAAAAAGGGUUGCUUUAGCUCAGCUGCUUUAGUAUUGAGGUAGAAAAAAUGGCGGAAAAUGUCACUCGUUUUGCUAAGAUGAUUAGCCGAACUAGACCGAACUACUGCUUAAAAAAUAUAGCAAGACCAGCAAAAAAUAAUACAACUCGACGGAUGACAACUGCCAUUUAAAGAAUAUCUGCUAGCUGACUCAAGACUCACUACAAACAUCCCUUUAAGUCCAGAAUUUGCCCCGGCCGUAACAGGCAAAUCAAGACAGGUUUUUUACAUUGAUCGAAGUAAGCAAGUUUAUUAAGUAUGAAUUCUUUAAAAUGAAUAAUAGAACAAUUAUUGAAUCGGUUGAUUAUCAUACGUUUCUGGGAAACUGCCCACCUACCCUUCCCCUAAGCCAACAUUUUACGCUAAGUGAGAAGUAAGUGUUAAUGUUGGCUUAGGAGAGGGGUAGGUGGGCGGUAUAAUGAUCCGAAUCGGUUUUUUCAUUAUCUGAAGAAUAGCCCAUUUUACAGUUACAGGUGAAAACGAGGCGGGAGUUGACCUUGUUUUGAUACAAACCUUCUUGCUUUAUUAUGUAAAUCAAGUUUUUCGUAUGCUAACCGCGAAUUUUUUAGAAUAAUUUCCAUAAGAAAAGGAAAGAGGUUUGUAUCAAAACAAGGUCACUCUUAGCCUCGCGUCUUCUCAAAGGCUAGGAUACUAAGCCCACAACUGCUCGGAAGUUGCACUCAGCGUGAUUCAAUAAUUACGUACUAAGUAUUUUUCCUUCCUUGUUCAUAAUAUAACCCUAGCCUCCCACGUAGACAAUCUUUUGGCUCGAAACACACAUCCUCCCCGGCUAAGAACGUUUGCGUGGGAGGCUAUUUAAUAAUUUUUCCUUGAGCCCUCAUGGGCUAUGAGUCAAUAGCCCAUGAGGGCGAAGGCGAGAGGAAAAAUUGUUUUAGUAAAAUCCAACUAGUUGGUAAAAAAUAUCGAGACAAAACAACUUUAGCUACCUAGAGCUAGACUUUAAUCAUUUUUUGCCUACCAAAUUGUCGGCGCUUUUCGCUACCAGUGGGCUAUAAUAUAUAGCCUAGUAGUAGCUCAACCAAUCAGAACGCCUGGCAACAUGAUAAUAGACCACUAGCUAAAUUUUACUAAUAUCAAAUAUAUCGUAUCUGUAACAAUUUAUUGGUAUGCUAAUGCUUUUCCCUCUGACCGAAACGUUUUCCCCCGGCUUAUAAAUUGCGUUGCCUUUUUUCCCUCAGAGCGUUUUUGUUUGUUUAUGAAAAAUCAUACCAAUAGAUUUUAUGCAUGAUUUAUUUUUUUAUAACGAUGAUCAAACGCCUUGAAGUCAUAAGCGAGGACGUUUAAAGAAUGGAUGAUCCUUUGCCUCUUAAUUUAUUUGCAAGAAAGCUUUUGAAUUACGAAUUAUGAAGUCGAACUAUCUAAAGCAAACCUAGGGUUAGAUGUCCCCCUUAACCAUUAGGUUUUUCGUGAAUCAAUACGCAGGCAAAACGAGGAUGCUGCCAUCAGUCGUUUUGAUCAUGUAGACAUAAGUUAUACCCCGGUAUACUUCGAAAAGGCACACGUACGCACGUUUAAUGCAAAUACAAUUUGGACACUAAUACAAAACGGCGAAUACAGCUGUUAAGUUAAUAUAUAUUGAAAAAUAUUCAAUGUUUCCAUAAAAUGGGCGAGAAAAUCGAUAAAAAAAUGAGUGACUGAGCCCACGUGCUCGGAUCAAAAAGACAAGAAAGGUAAAACAAUAAUUCGAAAACUUAAGGGAAUAAAAUGAGAAAAGAUGCGUAGUCAAUAUUAAUUUAUUUCCUAAAAAGAGACAGAAAAUGCAUAAAUUGAGUUGCCGCACCGUCCCGGUGCUGACCAAAACCAACAAAAUUUCUUAUCAUAAGUUCUCACUGUUGAUUCAGUGGUCGGCUGAGUUGAAAAAGGUCGUCAUAACGUUUCCUGAUCAAACUUUGUCACUCAUUUUGGUUUCACAUUUUCAGAAUAACAUAGGAUCGGAUCAAACUGAAGUGGCUGUUCUUCCUAAGAAAGGAAGAGCAAGAAUCAUUGGUUUAUCAUCGUCAUUAACAAUAAUUCAGAGAAACAGCUGCUUCAGGAAGUCUCCCGUAUAGCCACCCAUUCUAAUUUCAAUUUACAAAAUUAAUACCACCAACACCAUUUUGAAUGUUGCCUCCAUGGAAAACGAGACACAAAGCGUCCAAGUCAACUAUAUUUUGACCGUUGGCCACAUUAUUAUCAACGGCAUCGCUUGUCCCUUCACCGUUCUGUUAAACGUGUUGGUCAUCCUGGUGGUAAAGAGGCGACCAAGCCUACAGAGCAACACAAACAUCCUGCUUUCCUGUUUAGCGGUAACUGAUUUGUUGACUGGUCUCAUAGCGCAACCAUCAUUCGUUGUUUGGAAAACUUUGAAUGUUCUUAAAAACAUCAACUUUACUGCAGUCAAAGAGGUUCACAAAUAUUUUUUUCGUGCUUUUAUCAUAAGUUCAUCACUCCAUUUAAUGUUAGUAAAUUGCGAGAGGCUGUUGGCGAUUAAAUAUACAAACCAUUAUUUAUACAUAGCCACAAGGCGAAAUAUUAAGGUAUCGGUCGUUUUAUCAUGGUUCUUUUCUUUCAUCAUUAGCGGAUUGAGGUAUAUAAAAUAUGAUAUUUCAAGGUAUGUAAUGAAAACUUUGCAUUUUCUUGCGAUAUCUUUUAGUGUUGUUUUUAUUGUAGUAGCUUACAUUAUUUUGUAUCUUGAAACUCUUCGUCACCGAAAGAAAAUCAGAACUCAGCAGCUUCCACAACAGGAAAUUGAAAGAUUCGUUAAAGAAAACAAAGCGCUGAAGACAACUGUACUUGUUGUAGGUGCCGUGGUGCUGUGUUUUCUACCGAUGGCCGUGUAUCAGCUGUUAACAACAUUGUCGUCGAGAGGAAAUAAAAAACUUCUUUAUGACACCGAACUGGUGGAGCGUCUGACUCUCAUGGUUCGCACGGCUGGUAUGUUAAACUCUCUUGUAAAUCCAUUGAUUUAUUGUAUGCGUCAGAAAGAACUGAGAAAGUUUGUAUCAAGAUUACUUUAA
Porites lobata is the source of this 7205-nucleotide messenger RNA. The record is from the annotation of a GenBank genome assembly. NCBI's taxonomy places the organism in Eukaryota, Metazoa, Cnidaria, Anthozoa, Scleractinia, Poritidae.